Anisakis simplex (herring worm) is the source of this 465-nucleotide messenger RNA. Lineage: Eukaryota; Metazoa; Nematoda; Chromadorea; Rhabditida; Anisakidae. The record is from the annotation of a GenBank genome assembly.
ACCAAUUCGUUUACGGAUGAGUCAACUGGUGGCGCGUCUGAUAUUUAUCGACGAGCCAGUGAAUUGGAGCUGUAUGCGGACGAAAGGUUACGGCAAAUGAUCGAAACAUCUGAAAAGAAGAAAAAAAAGAGACUGACGUUGAAUUGCUGUCAGAACACUUUGAUGUCUUCUGGAAGCAGCUCAGCAUUCGUGCACAACUCAUCAGCGCCGCCAGCUCUAACCGCUGGAAGUAUGGUACCACAUGGUGCUGAUGCGUUAACACUACCAAUUGCACGACCAACAUUAAAUGGAAUUAACAAUAUUAAUAACAGUACAAAUGCAAACAAUAAAAUUAUCAAUAGUAAUAAUCACAACAUUAAUGGUAACAAUCGUAAUCACGGUUCAAUGUCGUCAUCUCCUAUAUCAACAUUCAAGGCGUCAUCAAUUCUGCUUAUAACUCUUCUAGUUAAUCAACCUCUAGUUUGA